This is a messenger RNA of Ooceraea biroi (clonal raider ant), 6247 nucleotides long. RefSeq lists its product as uncharacterized. NCBI's taxonomy places the organism in Eukaryota, Metazoa, Arthropoda, Insecta, Hymenoptera, Formicidae. The record is from RefSeq and is a predicted model, not a curated record.
AGCACGUUGACGCGCAAGAGGGUGGUAUACCGACGGCGCGCGUCGUGCAUCCGCGUUCGUGCUCACUCGGCCCGGCUCGCCGAGCGCUCCGAGCGCUUCGGCCGCCCCCGCCUUCUAGCUCGCACGGUGCGUCGCGCGGAACGGUAAAUAGAGCGGGCCAGCUCACUCCGCCGUGCGAUUAAUCGACGUGGUUGCGGGGCCCCGCUCGCGAGUGCAUCGGAGUCGCAGCGACGCCGCGUCCCGUCCCGUCCCGUCCCGCCGCUGCAGAACAGCUACGACAGCGGGGGAAGCAUGACGAACCUGACGGCGAUGCCGAAUCGCGGCCGACGUCCCGCGGAUUCGAGGAUUCCGCGCUCGGUCGUCCCCGUCUCAGGAUCGCUCCUCGGCACCUGCCGAGUGAAGUGUGUCGCGUGAGCCCGCGAUCUCGAAUUAAGCGAGAACGACGCGGCGCGCACGGGCUUCCGCUAUUGGCAGAACCUACGCCACGACCGUCGCACGAAAGUCCGUGUCAUUGUUAAAAUGGACCUGCCGAGUGCGGUGUUACGACGUCGCGACGUCGUCGACAGGUAGUCGCAUCCUCACCGAGAGCCGACGUUUUGUAACGAACGUAACGCACGUUACGUCGAUGCGUCCGCAUCGUUGUUAAAGCAUCCGCGACACCGCAUCCUGACGUCGCGACCAGGAUUCGCGCUUCGUCAUUUGGUAAGGUCCUGUCUGAAGUUAGCUGCGAACCCCGAGCCGUUACAUUAAGGAGACCGUAAGGAUGGAUUAGGUAUCGAGAAUUGUGUGUGUGUGCGCGACACGACGCGCGUCCAUUAUUGUUCAUUAUUGAAACGACGAUUCUGGACCACGGAUUACGUCACGACGUCGUGUGAUUGCUCCGUCGUCGUCAUUGGAGUCCCGAAUCGGAAUAAUAAGCUGCGCUUUCCUGUCAUUCAAGAAACCAGCAGCGGAUCGUGGUUCCUGAAGAGUCCUGAAUCGCUAAAACGUCGCGAGCAGUACUUCGCGUUCGUGUUGAGCGAUCGAAAUUUCAAAUCGUGCGCGCAUCGAAAUCGUACAAAAUCAAAGACAAUAUCUCAUCGGUCGAUCUUCGCGAGUGCAUCGAGUGCGUGAGAAAGUGCAGCUGCAGCAGAGUGUCGGAGGAGAGGUUAGACGAGGCCGACACCCACCGAGCAAGUCGAUCAGCUGUUCCUCAGCGCCGACGUCGUUGUCGUUUCGGCCAGGUGGUCCCGAUGCUACUCUAUCAGGAGGACACUACGGAUAUUUUUGCCUCGAAUACUUUUUGGUGUAAAAGUGAAGGAAAAAGGAACGAUGUUGUCGUACAUGUUGCCAACGGAGGACAAGCCACCGCCCGGAGAGCCCAGCAGCCAACAGAACAAUUAUCGCGUGGCUGGCAAGCUGCAGAAGAGCACCACCGUGGUGAGCACGUCGCCCAGGAAGUACGCGGACGCGACUAGAGCGAUGAUCGUCUCCACCAGAAUCGAGGAACCGGCCAGCGGUGAUCUUACCGCUCGGCAUGGUUCACCGCAGACUUUCUCGAGUCCACAGCAGCGGGAUUCACGACCGAUCGAGAGCCCGAAGCACAACGGCACCGCCGCCACCACGAGAAAAUCGACCCUGCACAAUGCCAACAGGGUCACCAAGGACGACAGCCUCUACAGCAUCGAUAGCGACGCCAGCACCGCCGGCAGCGAGCGUAAGAACAAGAUCCUGAACGGCGCGAAGCAUGCCAGUCUGAAAAGGGUAUCUUUCGGCUCGAGCAAAGGAUCGAUGGUAGAAACCCUCGUCUACGAGACGCCGGUGCAAGAGGAACCUGAGAUCAAUCACUUCCUGGACCACAACGGUCGCCUACCUCCUCCUAUGAUACCUGUGCCUGAUACUGACGAAGGUAGAGAAAAAGUACGCGUCUCGUUGUUAGGUCCACAACCGUCGCCGGCGACGCCCGGCGUCCUCUUACUAGAGCCGAUCACGCACUCGUCAGGACACCCGUUGAACAUGGCCAACAAUUCCGCGGAACUUUUGACCACGCACACCGAGCACACCACACCCGCCUAUCACGCGCAAAUCAGCACGGAUAGUGGCUGGGACAAUCCGUUCAGGCCGGACGGUGACCUCUCCAGGGAAGCCGACGAGAUCGUCGAGCUGAUAAAGGGCGGGAAACCGAUCACGCCGACCCCGGGUCAGAACGCACCACCGUUGCCGGGAUGCGAGGGUAAAACCGAGCACGAUUCCUCGAGUACCAGUCCGCUCCUGAAAUCCACGAAUUGCCACGGCAAUUCGAGGCCCGGCCAGGAGAACGGUAGUGCUCACGGUGGCACUCCAGCGAAAGGCGGCAAUCAGCCGGUCAAUGAAAAGGUCGGAUCAUCGAGGACUGCAACGGUGGAGGUCGCGAGGAUGACGGCACAAGGUCCGGGCGACGCGUCACAGGUUGAGCACGUCACCCUGAAGAAGAAGCCUAAGUGCAAAUGCUGCGUAUUGCAGUAAUGACCGAGCGACGGAGGCGACGGGGACGCGCACGCGAGAAACGGAUCCUCCUCCACUGUCGAGAGCGCCACUUCGAGAACUCUUCGGCUUCGAGGCUUCCGGGGAAGUUGCGACUGGGCAGCUCGAAACGUUAAAGAGUGCGGAACGAGACGUCGCGGACAAGCCGUCAACGAAGAAGAUUCUUGGAAAGAAUUGCCUCAAAGGGAAUGCCGAUAGACGUUCCGGACACGAAGAAAGAUAUUUUGGGCUUGUGACUUGAAACGUGAAUCCAGAAAACGACUUGGCAAAGAGUUUCGUCUUUGAGAUAGAGAAAAAACGAUAUUGAUGAAGAAAUGUGGAAAGAAAUAUUUGGAAUCGAAGAGAAUAUGUAAGAAAAUACGAUCGCAGAGGUAAGACAAAACCUGAAAAAGUAUAUUUCGUAUUUUCUAAUCAUACGAAGAAGAAGUCUCAACGAAAAUCAAAAGGUACUUUGAAGAGAACGAGAACGAUUGCUGCUGGACGUAAACUAUUGGCAUUAGGCUGACGAGAGCUUGAAAAAUAAGGGACAAACUCGGAGAGGCUCUGUUCAUUCUUGCGUGCGGAAGUUGGAGUCGAUCAUAAAUGCCCUAAUUCACCGCUGAAAAUAACGAUAAAAGCGAGAAAGAGAGAAGAGGAUUGCUGACUCUUGCUGUGGAAGUCUGAAUUCUCAUCAGGAUAUCUGCUUCCGGUUUCCGAGUACGGAAAAGAAUGCCAGGAUCCACGUAGGAGAUGAGAUGAAGAAUAUCAGUGCGUGAACGAACAUUGAAUCGCUUCUAUCGGGACAGUGACAAUUUUACGAUGAUUUGAAAGACCAGAGGUGGAAGAGACGCGAAGCGAUAGAGAGAGAUGAAAUCUAUAUAUAUAUAUUAUACAUACAAAACUAUAUUGUAGAUACAGAAUGGUAGCUGUAUAGCUUAUAUGCUUUUACUAUCGUGGUUAAUUAUCGUCAGGAUUAUCGUGAUUUCGAGAAUGCAUCGUGCGCGUAGAGCGAGAAAGGCAAAGCGAGAGAAAGAGAUAGAAAGAGUGCGUGAGAGAAAAUGCGAGAAAUGUGUGUAAGAAAGAAAGAAAGAGAUGAGACGAUGAGUGUGGCGAGUACAAGGAGAAGACUGCGCAACAAGGCAUAUAAAGUUCCGCGGGACGUCAUUCGUACGUUAGAUCUUGAUGCGAGCAGACACACCGCUGUUUCUGAAGACUAACUCGGCGGCUUCAAUUUCAUACUUUCUUUAACUUGCACUACGAGAGGUAUUCGACGCGUUAAACGUCACUGCGUAUACAGGAUGUGUCAAAUAUAUCGCACUCCGUUGCGUGAUCUGUAAAUUUUUCGAUCAACUUGAAAUCAAUCUGAAUUAAUUCACAUUGGUUUUAAUUGCUCAGAAAUUACUAUCUAUUGACAGAUCCGGUUGGGAAGAUCCGUACGGAUUUUUUUAGCAAAAUUCACACGCAAAACUUUGUAUUAAUUCUUAAUUUAAAUUAAUUAUUAAUUCUUAAUAUAAAGAAAAAAGAUAGGUAAAAAUCAAGUGCGCGGUUUUGAAACACUCUGUACGGCAAACGUUUAUUUCGUUGGACUCGUCGAAGAGUUCCGUAGGUAAAAUUUUAAGAGAAUGUCGGUCAAUGGGUGCAAAUGCUAAUUACAGUGAAUGUUAUUGGAAGUCUAAUGUCACUCAACUUCAACAACGUUCAAUCGUGAUGAUAGAUUCUACCAGACAUUAAUUUUAUUCAUGUUACCGGAAACGCCGCGAUGAGCCUGUUCAGAAUCAUUGAUACUGCUCCCGCAACCAACCGCUAGUAAUAACUCGUCGAUGAUGUUUCUAAUUUCUAAUUUUAUCUACGGAAUCCUGAAAAGAGGAAAGAAACAAGAGAGGGUUAUUUUCGCCGGAUGCAUAUAACGCUUAACGGCGGUUGUUCCAAUAAAUUUGAUCCUGAGAACUUUCACACACACACACACACAUCUUUUUCGGGACGUUGUUGGGUCAGCUGUUGGUUACCCUCGAGUCGAUAAGUCAGCCCUGAGAUUUAUCCACCAGAAUGCGAAAAUUAAUGCCGAUCUUUUUAUAACAAUUGGCAAUACAAUUUGUGAAUUUUUAUAACUAAUUAUGCAAAUAUCCAAGUUUUAAUUUUAGUGCAGUUUUGCGUUUUUAGCGGCGAAUUCGAAAAAGAGUUAAUGUUUCUUUUAUCAAUCAAUCAUGGUGAACAGACUGCGCUUGUUUGCGCACGAUAAAGAUUUGAUCAUGGGUCCUAAUCGUGUUCAAUCGAGUAUCUAAGUGUAUUUCGUUAAUUAUUAUCAUGGGCGCCGCUAGAAUUUUUCAUAGGGGCUUGCGUAAGCAUGUGAAUCAUUGUUAGAUAUUCUUCAAAAUAUAACAUCCUUUUGUGAGAAUUGUUUUAUACAUGCCGAAGGACACGCGUUGUAAAAUUAUACCGGUUAUAUGAAAAAGCUACUAUUUUCAUAAUUUAAUGAAAUAUGUACAAAACUUUAGUGCUUUUGUAUCGCUAAUUUGUUGCUUGACGUAUUUUAUUUAUUAAUAAAAUUAUUCUGUUGAUAAAAAUGUUAAUUUAUAAGAACUAGAUUACAAUACAUAUCUCUUUCACAUGAAAGAAAUUAUUCAUAUUCAGAUUUUUUUGUUUGCUGUCCAUUUUACAUACGGUAUCAACAUCAACAAAUUUUAAUUAUUAAGCAUUUUCUAAUUGAGCUCUCUUCUCCGUAUGCUUUUUUCAGAAACUCAGGUAAGUGCAAGCGGUGUCCCGUUGCACUUUUCUUACGACGCCCAUGAUUUUUGUGUACCUGCGUUAAUGAGUUCCGCAUUCGAUCGGGGCGAGCUGGGACAAAAGAAUUAACUUAAACUUGCGAUUAACUUAUAUUUGACUCUACAUUCAACAUUUGACUGCUGCACUUUCUGAAACUUGACAUAUAUAGUCAAACAAAAGCACGACCGUCUUAAUUUAUAGAAAACUGAAAAUACAUACGUCCAAUUGAUUAUAGAGUUCAUCAUUAAAAUGCGAUUCGAUCUAGACACUUUUGAUAUCUCCUCCUAGCUUAUCCCGAUCGACAGCGAAGCGGAAGUGCGUGAGGUGCCGAGGAAGUAAAACCGGAUCGUUCAGACGGUGUCGAAGAUACUAUUUUCCUAAUUAACAAGCCGUGUACGGAAGGAAGAGAUCUCUCGGUGCCUCCCAGCUUUCGCAACGGCGAUUUUUAAUGGACGAAAUUUAUUGUACGAACUAGUCGAAGGUAUCGAGAGGUGUGAACUCUUCGUGGCGACGACUGAAAUGUCUCUUUGUACCAUAAUUUUCUUGCAUUAUAAGUACUGAUUAAUGAGAUUCAGCGUGAAUCAGAAAGAAAGAGUAUAACGAUAUUAAAUUCGUUCGAAAAUCUUUUCAAUUAUCUGUGAAGCAUGUUGUUUUUCCAUUUUAAACAAUAAUAGUUUAUAUAAAAUGAUAAUAAUCUGGUCUUAAUCUCGUAGAAAAUAGCGAAAAAUGUGCGCAAGAGUAUUUACCUUCUUCUAUUCUGUUCUUUUAUCCGCUCUGAUAAUGUGCUCUGUCAGCUUGUGUUAAUCCUCAAAGGGAAUCCGGAAGUAACCGAUAUUUCGCGUGCCGCGAAGAGCCGAUCGAGCGCAGUUUGCGCAGUACAGUGCAAACAACAGGAAUCUAUAAUGCGCGCAUACCUAUACACGAGAACCUCUUAACGUCUGUUCCCACGCAAAAUGUUGACUCUGCUGAGCUUACAGAUAUUAAAUGAAUAUUAAAUGUCUUG